Molecule: messenger RNA, 4956 nt
Organism: Oncorhynchus gorbuscha (pink salmon)
Lineage: Eukaryota; Metazoa; Chordata; Actinopteri; Salmoniformes; Salmonidae
Gene: npas1
Product: neuronal PAS domain protein 1
Biological process (GO): regulation of transcription by RNA polymerase II
Molecular function (GO): protein dimerization activity; DNA-binding transcription factor activity, RNA polymerase II-specific; RNA polymerase II transcription regulatory region sequence-specific DNA binding
Source: RefSeq, a predicted model, not a curated record
AGGAAAAGCGAGGGAGAGAGAGACCGGAGCAAGAGUUGGACAACCAUGCCUUUUAUAUUUACUAGCGACUGAGGGGGAAGAGAGAGACAACCGGUGUGCGCAGCUUUCCCAAGAGGAAAUUAAAAGAAAGAAGCUCAGCGAAGAGUGAGAGAGAGAGAGGAGGAGUGAGAGAGAGAGAGAGAGAGAGAGAGAGAGAGAGAGAGAGAGAGAGAGAGAGAGAGAGAGAGAGAGAGAGAGAGAGAGAGAGAGAGAGAGAGAGAGAGGAGGAGUGAGAGCCAGAGGGAGCAUGCCGGCAAGAGAGCGAGGGAGAGAGAAUCUCACGCUGGCUGUCUCCUAAUCCUAGUCCAUCUCUAAGAAGUGGCAGAGGGAGCAGAGUGUUAGUGAAGUGAUCCUGAGCCAGCAUAGCCUCUCUUCUCCACCAGCUAGCACCACUUGCGUACUCACACACACACACACACACACACACACACACACACACUCACUUGCAAAGGAUUCUGCGGUGGGUCCGCCUGCCUGCGUGUCCAGGUCUUUUGUGAGCGUGAGGGUAUUGCCUCCAGUUGGUCCAGCCUCUCAGCCCAGCCCACCCCCAGUGCGUUUGAGAGCAGGGGACCCCAGCCGGGCCAUUUUGGGGGGCACAGGAGUCUGAAGGAUAGAGGACGAAGAGGAAAAAGUACGUCCACUCAGAGAAGGGGAGUCAACGCUGGAAAUGCCCAUCAGGGGGUCUGAGCCUGUCACAGACUCGGCCAAUCGCAGCCUCCGUUAGAGGUGGCGGCUGCAUGUGAUUGGAGGAUGGCGACCAUGCCGUUCGUCAGCGAGGGAAAGUGUGUGAGCGUGGAGUGGGACUUCCUACAGGGACUACUGGCCAAACCCCCCACCCUGCCCUGUUUGCAGAACCUGCGGAAGGAGAAGUCUCGUAAUGCCGCUCGUUCCCGUCGCGGCAAGGAGAACUUUGUUUUUGAGCUGGCCAAGAUGCUCCCUCUCCCCGGGGCCAUCACCAGCCAGCUGGACAAGGCCUCGGUCAUCCGCCUCACCAUCAGCUACUUGCACAUGUGCACCUUCGCCAGCCAAGGAGACCCGCCCUGGUGCCCCCUGCUGGAGGGAGAGAACCACUGCAGCAAAGUGCGACGCUCCUCCCACUCUCUGGCUACUGACAUGUUUGAACAGCACCUGGGAGCACACCUGUUACAGUCUCUGGACGGCUUUGUGUUUGUGGUAAGCUCGGAGGGACGAUUCCUCUACAUAUCAGAGACUGUUUCCAUCUACCUGGGCCUCUCACAGGUGGAGUUGAUGGGCAGCAGUGUGUUUGACUACAUCCACCCAGCGGACCAUGUGGAGAUGGCAGAGCGUCUGGGCAUCAGGCCCCACCUGAGGGCCGAGGCUGGCUGCCACGUGGCCCCCGAGAGCGCUUCCAGCUCUGCCUCCACAUCCUCACUGGCCGGAACCCCCGAGCCUGCCCCCUCAAGCCCUCUCUCUCCAGGGAACGAACCGCCUGACCGAGGCUUCUUCAUCCGUAUGAAGUCCACCCUCACCAAGAGAGGCCUCCACGUCAAGUCCUCGGGCUACAAGGUGAUCCAUGUGACCGGGCGAAUCCGCUGUCGCCCUGCCAUGGUGCCAGGCUCCGCCCGCUCAGUGCGUCGGCCAAUGGGCUUGGUGGCCCUUGCGCACACGCUCCCUCCCUCCACGCUGAACGAGGUGCGCAUGGAAAGCCAAAUGUUUGUCUUCCGGGUCAACAUGGACCUGCAGGUCACCUACUGCGAGAACAGGAUCUCAGAGUACAUGGACCUGAGCCCGGCAGAGGUGGUGGGACACACCUGCUACCACUUCAUCCACGUGGAAGACCUGGAUAACAUCAGACAGAGCCAUGAGGACUUGUUGAGGAAGGGUCAGGUGGUGACCGGGUACUACCGUUGGCUCCAGAGGAGAGGAGGUUAUCUGUGGGUCCAGUCCUGUGCCACCGUCUCCAUCAACCACAAAGCCCCCCACGAACGCAACGUCAUCUGGGUCAACUACAUCAUCAGUCGAACAGAGCUCCCAGACACUCCCCUGGAUCUGCUGCAGCUCCCAGAGAGUCUGAGGGCGGAGCGUCUGAAAGCCAGCUCCUCCCCUUCGGAACUCACGCCACAAGCCCGGGGUCCACAGCCAAUGAAAAGCUCUGUGUGUAAAGGUGACCCUGACUCUAAACUGAGAGAGAUCUAUAAUCCCGGAGUCCAAUCAGGGGACAGGAGGAAGCGUCCGCUGCGGUCUGACUCUGAAGGCGCUCCCCCAGAAACACGGCGUCGCCUGGAAGAGUUCCGCCAGAGAGAGGGGAGUGUGUCCGCCGCCUCAGACCUGGGCAGUGAGAGCGAGGGAGAGGAGAGAGCGUGGGAGCAGGGGGGAGACAGCGCGAGGGUCAAACGAGAGGAGGGGCCUUCGAAACGAGGUGGGGAGACCCCAGUGAGGGGCGGCGGCGUGCACAACGGUCGUGCGGUAAUCCAGCACCUGAAGAGUGUAGUGUCCUCGCCUCUCUCUGGUCCCCACAACAUCAAGACUGAACAUGAGGCACUGGCUGCAGGGGGUCGCUGGACACACACACACACCUCCUCACACACACAACCCCCACCCUCGCACACACACACACCUUGCGGCAGCCUGAACGGCGACAGUCCCCCGACCCCUAUCCCGGACUCCUCCUCCAGCAGUGAAGCCCCACCCAAAGGUAUUUUCACCCCGCCCUCCCCCGCCAUGUCUCCUCCCAUGUCCGGCUCCUCCCCUCUACCCUGUGAGGAGCGGGGAAUGUUGUCUGGACAGGGGGGGGGCGGGCCGGACUUUGAGCUGUUGCAGAGACUGGCAGCGGGGGGUGCUGCAGGACGGGUGCUGUUCCACCCCCUGACCCUCGGCCCCCAGGGGCCACAGAGCCUGUACGCCCCCAGUACCAUCCGCUAUGCGCCCCCAGAGCUUCCCCCCUCCCACCCCGGUGCUGAGGGGCUGCGCGCCGACCACCACAAGGGCCCCCCAGCCUUCUUCCCCCACCUCCAGAGGCUGGCCGGCCUGCCCUCCUUCAGUGGGUUCUCCGUCUCGGACAAUCCCUUCAACCCCUUCUGUAUGAACGGACUGAGGGGGGCCGCAGGCUCCGAGGAGGACUGAAAGAGAGGAGGGGCUAGAGAGAGAGACAUGGGCGGCAGGACACUGGGACAUAUGGGGUUGGGAAACUGAAGAAAGGACCAUUUGCACUGCUUCCGUUGGGGAGUCAGACGGUGUCCGACGCAGGUGACAGGAUAGGUGACACUCAAAGUGAACUUUGACACUUGACUUUGCCCCACUAGCUGUCCAAGCUUUGUCCCCCUCUCUGCUCUACCACAUCCUCUCUUCGCUGCUGUUAAAUGACUGUGCAGUGUUCCAUGUCUAAAGCCAUAUUGUACAUAGAGACAGGGCCAUGACAUACCUUCACUACUCCUUCCUCAGUAUUAUAACAACUGCUCCUGAGUCUGUCAGACUGACUUCUGUGUGACUGAAGGAGAAAGAAGAAAAAGGGGGGAAAAUGGAUGACAUUUUUUUCACUUGUUUGUGUGAAAUACUGAAUCGUCUCUUAAACAGAGUUAGAAACUAUACUCUGACACAAUAGUGGAAAUAUCGAGGUCUGAGCCGAUCUCACGGACGCCCAAAAUAAUAUUCGAACACAUCUCGGGUACUCCUUCCUUCCAUAAAGGGAACCCCGCUGAAGAGGGUUUGUAACACUGAAAGCACAGAGGAGUGAGAGAGUCCCAGAUGACAUUCCAUUCCACUCUGAGACUGUUCUGUCUGGGGAAGAAAGGUAUGGGAGGGGGAACGUACAAUACCUCUACUGGCUGGUCACUUUGUAAUGUUUUCAUUCUUGUAAAAACUGGAAAAAUGGUCCUACAGAAUGAAGUGGUGUUAAAGACGCUGGGCUGUGCUGUGUAUGAGAUGAAAGCCAUAGUUCUAUUAUAUUGUCAUGCUGUUGUCAUAGGGUGAAGUGGGAGAGGUGUAAAAACGAUUGUCUUGCUAGAGGACAUACUUUUGGGAAAUGCCACAGUUUAAUUCAGAAACCCUCAACAAAUGUAUUAGAAAUAAAGGGUUUAGGGAGGGGUGGGGUGGGGGUGGAUCUUAUUUUUCCUCUCAAUAUUUGUCCCGAGCACUUACUGACACUUGUUGUGAACACAUAGCACUUCAUCUUUGAAUUUCCUUGUGUGUAUUAAGGAUUAAAUACAAGAGUGGUCAAGAUGAAUGACCACAAACGGCCCACAAAAUGUAGGGUAAUUUAAAGGAAGACCACGGGACUUUAAUACAUGGUCAUUAAACGUGUGGUCGUUCAAAUAUGACCGUGUGGAUUUAGUGCAGUUGGUGGUCAAUAAAAAAAGAAUCAACUUUUUGUUCUCAAAGUGGAACAUCCAUAUUAGGUCGUUAGAGGUGGGUUGGAAAACAGGGGUCAAAUAUUCAUAUAUUAAAUCAUAUCAAAUAUAUUAAUUUUUUAUACUCAUCACCAGAUUUUCCAUACAAAAUAUUGUGAGGUCAUAAAAGAAAGACAUCCCAAACUGAUAUUAAAGAGAGAUUAAAAUGCCCCGAUCGUAAAUCGCUAUCCUGGUCAAAAAAUGAAGUGUUGCUGAUGGACUGGGUUGGAUGUCGGCUGGACAAGACCGUAUCUGGCAUACAGGGGGUGGCUCUACCUCAAUAAGACCAGAUAAAAACCUGAAGCAUUACUGUGACUCUAACCUGUUUCUGUUCAAAUAUCUGUGAAUAUACCAUCCACUUCUGAUCUUCCAAUUAAAAUGAACCAAUGUAUAAAAACUAUCAUACUGAUGACGAUAAUCAAAUAUUUCAUUAGAGGAGCACAAGAAACAUUUCUGAUAUCCUUGUUCCGGUGUCUGCCUGGCUGUCGAUACGAGUGGGCCGAGGUACUGCCUGGCUGUCGAUACGAGUGGGCCGAGGUACUGCCUGGCUGUCGAUACGAGUGGGCCGAGG